This is a messenger RNA of Ipomoea nil (Japanese morning glory), 1852 nucleotides long. RefSeq names its product zinc finger CCCH domain-containing protein 46. Bases 174 to 1289 code for a protein of 371 amino acids. NCBI's taxonomy places the organism in Eukaryota, Viridiplantae, Streptophyta, Magnoliopsida, Solanales, Convolvulaceae. The transcript has 10 exons. Gene Ontology annotation, molecular function: metal ion binding. The record is from RefSeq and is a predicted model, not a curated record.
AAUUCAUCAAUUCAUUUCUUUCUGAGUAACUUCUGGAAAAGAUUUCAAAGCAGCAGGUAAGCAGUAUAAAAGGGCGCUAAACAGGUCAUCCCGCCGGCGCGGCAAACCGGCGAUUUUCUUCCCACGAACACGAGGAAUUUUCCGGCCAAAAUCCUUGUGUCUAUAACUUGAGAAUGCCUCCCAGGAAAGAGCCGUGCCGAAAUUUCCUCCGUGGAAGCUGUCAUUACGGUGAUCGUUGUAAAUUUCUUCAUGUUACCCAACAACAGCCAAAACCAAAUGUAUUUGGAUUUGGCAGCCAAAGUGGCACACAGUUUCAGAGGACGAAUUUUCAGCAGCAGCAGCAGCCCAAUCCUUUCGGGUUUGGUGUUCAGAAUAACUCUCAGUCAAGAGGAGUCAAUGAUGUUGGUUUAAAACAGAAUCAACAAAAGCCAUUUGAAAAUAAGUGGAUCCGUUCAUCUGCAAAUGCCAGUAAUACCUCUGCACGGCAACCUGACAAUCAGCAGGGAGCAGCAAAUCAUGUCUGCACAGAUCCAGAGUCUUGCAAACGUCAAAUCAUUGAAGAUUUUCAAAAUGAGAAGCCUCUUUGGAACCUUACCUGCUAUGGGCACCGGAAAAAUGGCCCCUGUGAUGUCAUUGGUGAUGUUAGCUAUGAAGAGCUGCGAGUAGCAGCAUAUGAUGAUGCUAAGCGUGGGCUGAACUUACAAUCAAUUGUUGAGAGGGAGAGGGGUCUAAUUACACCCAAGUUAGCUGAAUUUGAUAACUUAGUUCGUAAUUCUUAUUCAGCUUCAGCAAAUUCAGCUUUUGGUUCUGGUUCUCAGAGUCCUCUUUUUGGGGCCAGUCAAAAUGUCACGAGUACUCAAAGUCCUCCACUCACCUCAAGUUUUAGUCAGUUGGGUGCUUUUUUGAAUACAGGGCUAUCAGCUACCCCAAGUAACACUUUGCAGCAAUCAAAUCCCUUUGAGAACUUCAGUCAGAUGCCGGGUACAUUUGGGGUGAAUAAUGUGCCAUUUGGAAAUGCAGGUUCUUUGGGCAGCCAGUUUGGUGCUCAGUCAUUUCAUAGCCCCUUCUCCUCCAGUUCAGCAACCCUCAACAAUGCCAUGGCUGGUGAGAGGAACUCAUCUUCCAUGUCUCUCUUUCCACAACUUUCUGGUUCUAUUGGACAGUCAUUUGGCAAUACUGGCUUGAUAAAGCAGAAGGAGAAAGCUAUUUUAGAUGAUAGCAUCUGGAGUAAGGAGUGGAAGAUUGGAGAGAUUCCAGAAGAAGCACCCCCAGAUGAAUACAUCUUCUAGAACUUCUCUGGCGCUUGGCUAUCAUAUCCCACCUGACACUCAAAUGCCAAGCCGCGUGAAAAAAACAUGUUCUCGGAGAUGAAAAGGCUGUUGUAUCUUGACCCAUUAGAUAAGGUUUCCUGAUGCUGUGAUUCAUAAUUCCUUCCAGCUCACCUUCAGGUCCUUUCUGGGAGUGUAUUCUAUAUAGAGGCUUACUGUGAUACAUAUACAAGAAAGGGAACAGAAAGAAAAUGGAUUCUAAUUUGGGUUUGGAUUGAUGAUCUACGGUUCUUAGCAAAUUAGAGAACAUAUAGGGGGUGUAACAGUUGACCAGUCAUAGCUUUUGCCUCCUCUUUAAUCCUACUAAAACACACAUACAUAAGAUUUUAGAAAGCAGCAGGAAGGAGGAUAGGGGUUUGUUUGUUGAUGUAUAAUGUAUUGCAGGUGGAAGGCACUUUUCAGAGUGAAUAGUUAUGAUUUUAUCAUGUUUUUUAGAUGUUCAAUUUUAUUCUUGUUUUCUUUAUUUGUUGGCCUUUAUGAUGUAAAGAUACUAAUAAUUUAUUUGCAAAGAGGAUUCCAGCGUU